Lactuca sativa (garden lettuce) is the source of this 1241-nucleotide messenger RNA. RefSeq names its product oxidoreductase, zinc-binding dehydrogenase family protein. Gene Ontology annotation, molecular function: NADPH binding; oxidoreductase activity, acting on NAD(P)H. Lineage: Eukaryota; Viridiplantae; Streptophyta; Magnoliopsida; Asterales; Asteraceae. The record is from RefSeq and is a predicted model, not a curated record.
AAAACGAAAAACAGAAAAUCAAAAUGAACACGUAGCUGUGCCUCCGUCUAUUUUGUCACUUCACGUCAGAAUCGGUGCCGUGAGAAAUUUGAAAAUCCUCUACCACACCGGCGACUAUGAAGGCUGUAGUGAUCACAACUCCGGGAGGUCCAGAAGUUCUGAAGCUGCAAGAAGUAGAAGACCCAAAACUCAAAGACGAUGAAGUAUUGAUCAAAGUGGAAGCCACAGCUCUUAACAGAGCUGAUACGCUUCAACGCCAAGGAAAGUACCCUCCGCCAAAAGGGGACAGUGAGUAUCCAGGUCUAGAAUGUUCCGGAACCAUCGAAGCCGUCGGCAAAAACGUAUCCCGUUGGAAAGUUGGAGACCAGGUAUGUGCACUGAUAAGUGGUGGAGGAUAUGCCGAAAAAGUAGCUGUACCUUCGGGUCAAGUUCUUCCGAUCCCUUCCGGUGUUUCUUUGAAAGAUGCUGCUAGCUUCCCGGAGGUGGCAUGCACUGUUUGGUCGACGGUCUUCAUGACAAGCAAGCUAUCUUCAGGAGAAACAUUUCUGAUACAUGGUGGUUCAAGUGGCAUUGGUACAUUUGCUAUUCAAAUGGCUAAAUACCUGGGCAUCAAAGUUUUUGUUACUGCAGGGAGUGAGGAAAAAUUGAAGGCAUGUAAGGAGCUUGGAGCCGAUGUUUGCAUAAACUACAAGACGGAAGAUUUUGUUGCAAGGGUAAAGGAGGAAACAGGGGGAAAAGGUGUGGAUGUUAUACUGGAUAAUAUUGGUGGAGCCUACUUCCAGAAAAACCUAGAAAGCUUAGGUAUGGAUGGUAGGCUUUUCAUCAUUGGUUUCAUGGGUGGAGUCAAAGCAGAAGCAAAUAUAUCAUUCAUUCUUGCAAAACGGCUCACUGUACAAGGUGCUGGUUUGCGCACAAGAAGCUUGGAAAAGAAGGGUGAAAUAGUGAGUGAAGUGGAGAAGAAUGUUUGGCCAGCGAUUGCACAAGGGAAGGUGAAGCCGGUUGUGUAUAACUACUUCCCUUUAUCAGAAGCUGGAGAGGCUCAUAAGCUUAUGGAAACAAGUACACAUAUUGGCAAGAUAUUACUACUUGCAUGAGGGGGUUUGACUUGUAUGUUUGAUGUAUUGUACUCUAAUAAGAGCAUGUGUUUCAAGUGCAAUAAAUGGCUGCUUAUGUUUUUACCAAUAGUAUCAAAAUCUGUAAAACAUAUAACACCAUACUGGCAAGGUACUUACAUUAGACCA